This is a messenger RNA of Echinostoma caproni, 954 nucleotides long. The record is from the annotation of a GenBank genome assembly. Lineage: Eukaryota; Metazoa; Platyhelminthes; Trematoda; Plagiorchiida; Echinostomatidae.
AUGAAGGUUCUAUGGCCAGCAGCCUUCGAGGAUGUGGAUGUGCGGAUGUUCCUUGAGGAGAUCGAGGAUGUGGCGGAGCUUGCCGGUAUACGGACAGAUCGCGGCAAGUUGACGGCCCUCCGAGCGCUCCUCAAAGGUCGUGCGCGGGUAGUGUUGGACGCGGCACGAAGGGGCCCGGAGAAAAUGGAGUGGGCCACCGCUAAGUACACCCUGAUCGCGGGCUUUGACACCCCGGCAGACCGCCAGGAGGCACUCCGUCGCUUCAAGACGGCGCAGCUCGGAGUCGCUGUUCCGGCCAAACUACCAUACGAGUCCCUGAAUUCGUUGCUGCUCAACCACCUGCUGCCCACUGAAUUCCAAGCACACGAAAGGGCCAAACUAAACUCCAUGAUUCGUGCCGAUCAUGUUUCCUGCCGUGACUUGAUCCUUCAGCUGAACAAACAGGCAUUAGGCUGCAACUACGGUGAGCGCCUGGAAGAACACAUGUGUGACCGCUUGAUGGCAGGCAUUAAUAAUCUGACUCUCCAACGAAAGUUACUCGGGAAGAAAGAUUUGACUUUUGCCGAGGCCAGCAAGAUAUCUUGCGCAUGUGGACAGCGGUUCUCAAACGUUACCGCAAAUGUGAACAUCGCCUCUGAACCGAAAGAAUGUCUAUACUUUUUGGAUAACACUACGGUGUCGUUGACCGGAUCAUCUCAGGUUUUGGAAACUUCCGAGACCAUGAACUUCAUUCUCCCAUCGUCAUCGGGCUACACUUCAACCAAACUGACAAAUACCGCAUAUGUGAGCUACUACAAAACGGGACGCACCAUUGUUGUAUACACCGACACCAGUGGAGGUGUGAAGGACCUUGCCUUAUCAUAUGCCCCAAAUAAGGCCGGAGUGGUUACAGUGAAUACCGUCUUAUGCGCACUGAUUGGAAUCUUUGUCACGGGACGAUUCUCGAAAAUCUGA